AUGGGAAAUGAAGUUGGGAAACUUGAGAAGCUUCACUCUCAAGAAGCAUAUGAGAUGAUCCAAAACCACUUGGCUCUAAUUUUGGGUAACAGAGCUGGAGAUUUAUCAUCUAUUGCUCAAAUCAGUAAACUCAGGGUAGGUCAGGUCUAUGCAGCAUCAGUCAUGUACGGUUACUUUCUUAAGCGAGUUGACGAAAGGUUCCAACUCGAGAAGUCCAUCAAUGUUCUUCCAAAUGUACCACAAGAGAGUGCUGAUCAUCAAACUAUCAUGGAUGAUGUAAGACCUGCUACUCAAGUGGGCACUUCUCAUCCUGGAGGCGAUGCCAGUCCUGGUGGAUUUGGCUAUGGUAUAAAGCCCACCAGGUUGCGUAAUUAUGUCAUGUCCUUUGACGGUGAUACUCUCCAGAGAUAUGCGACAAUAAGAUCUAAGGAGGCUGUGGGCAUCAUUGAGAAGCACACAGAGGCAUUGUUUGGAAGACCUGAAAUGGUUAUAACACCAGAGGGAACAGAUGUUGAGGGCUGCGUGGAUUCGAGGUAUCAUUUUGUCUUUAAUUGA
This is a messenger RNA of Vicia faba (fava bean), 555 nucleotides long. The record is from the annotation of a GenBank genome assembly. Lineage: Eukaryota; Viridiplantae; Streptophyta; Magnoliopsida; Fabales; Fabaceae.